UUCGUAGCGCGUUGCGUGCAUUGUAUAUCUUUUAAGCGUGUAACAGCUGUCCAGCGUUUUUUUUCAGACCCGCAGCGCUCACAUACACAUACAUACAUAUACAAAGUAGUAUAUAUGUGUGCGUGUGUUUGCUGCGCUCAGAUAAAACAUUUGAAAACUGACUCAACUCAAGUCGACUGAGCUAACACCACCACCAACAAUACCAAGAGAUUUGCCAGCUUAACAGCCAAAGCGAGCGGUUUGCGAGCGGGGAGCUAACCAGCCGCUUGUCAGUACAGUAGAGUAAUUUGAGCUGCUGGAACGUACAUACGUGUAGCGCGCGCUUGCAACGGGUCUACGGGGCAGGUUUCUCGCAAACAUUCUUUUUUUUUUGGUGGUGUACUUUUGGGGUCCAACUCGCUAAAACGGUAAUACGCGAACGUGAAAAAAUACGCAACGAGUGUUGGAAAACGGUAUUUCGAAAAGAGUUUUUGAACGCAUUCAUUUUUAAACUCGUGCAAAACGGGUUUAGUUAAAAAUAUAAAUAAUAAAAAAAAUUAUAAAUUAAUAUAUUUUUUUUUAAAUUCGUCACGCAAAAUUAAUUAAAAAUUCAUUCCAAAAAAUAAAAAAAAAAUUCUAAAUAAAAAAAUAUUUUUUAGUGCCAAUAGCAUUAGUGAAACGCAAAAGUUAGUGAAUUUCGGUUAGAAAAAGAAUGCCAAACUGGUUAUUACACACAGAAAGAAUGCUGACACAACUGGCGGACUUUGUGUAUUGUUCAAUAAGAAAUCAAUACCAAUACAACAAUAAGUGAACAACAACAAUAUAACAGAAAAGAAACAACAACAACAUUAAAGAAAAGAAACAACAACAUUACAGCAAAACAAAAACGCCAGCUAAGCUAGAACAACAAUAAUAACAACAGCAACCAGCGUAGACAAGGCAGACGUACAAAAAUAAAAGCAAAGCAGCAAAGUAAACGACGUGUAUCGUUACGAAAACCGGACCUGAAGCGACUGACAUUCCAUUGGUGACAGAGGCUAUGUAUUUUUUUAACAGCUAAAAAAUUUAUAAAAAAGUAUUGAAAAAAAAGUAUAUAUAAAUAAAAUAUCGAAAAAAUAUAUAAAAAAAAAACAAAUACUAAAAAAUGAAAAUUAAAAAGCAGAACUAAAAAUUAUGCAAAGUCGCGGAUUAGUAAUUUUCAAAUAUAAAACAAAAGUGAAACCUAUAGCUGAUUAUUAAACAAAUUAUAUACAACAAAUUAUAUACAACAAAAAAUACAUAGUUACCACAACAACAUUAGCAUACUAGUUUCAACUUCAUGCUAGGAAAUAUUUUUUUUUCAACCAAACAAUAAAAAUAAACAGAAAGUGCAUAAAUUAGAUUUGCAAAUUUAUUAAAAUAACAACAACAAAAAAAUCCAGUGGUUAAAAAGCAACAAACAACAAGUGGAUAUGAGACACAUGGAUAUGCAAGAACACAGCCGCUGUUGCCCAUAAACGUUUUAGCCUUCAAGAACAACCCACACACACAAAAAAGACAACAAAAAAGGAACGAAAACAACAACACGCCUAAUUGAUAUUAUAUUACUCAAUAACUUAUGGACAAUCAAUUAACGACAAUUUAAUAAAACCAUAAGCGGCGGUUAAUUGCAAAAAAUACCAGCAGAAGAAGAAGAAGCAGAAGAGCAAGCAGAAACACAAACAAACAUACUCACGUAUAAAUUUCGAAGUAAAAGUAAAGAAAUUUACAACAAUUUGUGAUACGAAGGUGUGAGCGCAGCAGCUUUAUCAGCAAAAUUAAUUAAAGAGAUUUCACACACUCAAGCAACAACAACAACAGUAAUAAGAACGACGCUUGCGAACAGCAUUGGAGAAAUUUCAAAUAAUAACGGUCAAGCGUGUGUUUGCAACCCCCGAGCAGCGCACUCGCAUAGCUUUUGAACAAGUGAGCGCGUCAAGGCGGAAAGGACAGCAGUCGCCAGGGCGGCAAGAAACCAGGAAGGAAGGAAGGAAGUACGACAGCCAGCAAACACAGUCGACAGUCGAAAAGUAGUCGCAGCAGACAGCGCACAAUUUAAUUUCACUAUGGGAAAUUCAUCGUCACACACACACGAACCGCUGGAGCGCGGCUUCACACGCGGAAAAUUUGGUGAUGUCAAAAAUGGGAAAUCCGCAUCAUUUCGCUUUAGCAAGAAAUCACCAAAGAAAAUGGAUCGUUUGCGUCGAUCCUUUCGCGAUUCGUUUCGUCGUCGGAAGGACCGUGUGCCCGAAUCAUCGAAACCGCAUCAAUGGCAGGCUGACGAGGAGGCUGUACGUUCGGCGACCUGUUCGUUUGCGGUUAAAUAUUUGGGUUGCGUUGAGGUAUUCGAAUCGCGCGGUAUGCAAGUUUGCGAGGAGGCCCUAAAAGUAUUGAGGAAUUCGCGCCGCCGACCCAUACGUGGUGUGCUGCACGUUAGCGGCGAUGGACUGCGCGUCGUGGACGAUGAGACGAAGGGCCUCAUUGUCGAUCAGACUAUCGAGAAAGUGAGCUUCUGUGCGCCAGAUCGUAACCACGAGCGCGGCUUCAGUUACAUUUGUCGCGAUGGCACAACACGUCGUUGGAUGUGUCACGGCUUCCUCGCCUGCAAAGAGCUCGGCGAGCGGCUCUCACAUGCCGUCGGUUGUGCAUUUGCCGUCUGUUUGGAACGUAAGCAGCGACGUGAUAAGGAAUGUGGCGUCACAAUGACAUUCGAUGUGAAGAAUUCGACAUUUACGCGUACGGGUUCGUUCCGUCAGCAAACGUUAACCGAACGUUUGGCGCAAGGUGAGACGCCAUCCGCUGCUGUGCCACCACAGCCCAAACCAUACAAUCCGUUCGCCAUCGAACGGCCACAUGCUACACCGUCGAUGUUGGAGCGUCAGGGCUCGUUUCGUGCAUUCAGCACCAUUGGCAGUCAAUCGCCGUUCAAACGGCAGAUGUCAUUACGCAUCAACGAUCUUCCGUCCAAUACCGAACGGCAGAAGGCAUUUUUGGCAGCUGCCAAUGGCGGUUCACUAGCCGCAGCGUUAGCUACACCCAAUCGUAGUGUUUCGCCAAUACCAGAGAUCUCACCAGCUAAAAUGGGCAUUGCAGAUAUGGAUAAUGGUUGUGCCACCAUCGACACCGUUAGCCAGCUGUGUCAGGAGCUCAGUCAGGGUCUUUCGUUGCUCAGUCAAACCGAUGCAAUGAUUGCGGCUGGCGAUGAUCUCAAUUUCAAUAAUAAUUUGAGCAUUAAUCAGAAUAUCAUUGCGGCCGAGAAGACGCAACAACAACAGAAGGGAAUCUCUACACCAACAUCAUUGCCGUUAGCUAGUAGUAGCAGUCAUAGCAUUACCACUGCUGCUGCUGUCAGUAGAGUUUAUGAAUAUGCUGAGGGUGCAGUGAGCAAUAAUUCUAUUGCUAGUGGUGCGGUCACCACCAUCACCACCACACCAACGGCACAAAUAGCGCCACGCAUUUCGUCGGUAUCACCAGUAUCUACCACAUCGCCAGUACGUACACCAACAACACCAACGUUAACAAUGACACCACCGCCACCAUUGCCAGCUGGUCGCCCCGUAGAGAUGGUGGCACCACUGCCCAAUGCAGAUCAAUGGCUAGGCGAGGUGGUGAAGAAGACCUCGCCGGCAGUUAUUAAACGUGCAACACGUAUGCUCAACUCAACCGGUCGUACGCAAUCGAUGAGCGCUGCAUCACCAUUAGGUGUGGAUCCCUUCGAUGCCGAAUGGGUGGCCGGCGUGACCAAGCCACUGUCACCCGAUCUACCUGUGGCAGCGACAACGCCAGUGGCGUCUGCAGUUACGCCCGUCGCUAGCAGUACAGCUGCACCAAUACACCACAGUACCAAUCCAUUUAUAUCACCGCCGAAGGUACCGGCGCAAACAUUCCAGGUGCAGCUGUAGAUGCAGUAGACGAGGUGUACAAGCCUCGUGCUAGUAGUUGAUGAUAUCAGUGAGAUAGCACAUGUGUUCGAUCUGUGUAAUUCAUGGGGUCGAUUAGCAACUCAAAUAGUGUUAGGUGUGCAGUGAGUUUGCAAAAAUGGUAUUGGUCGCUAGAGAAAUGUUGUUGUUAAAGCAAAAUGAUUACGAGGCGAGUAAAGAAUGUAAAAAGAUUUCAGUAAAGGAAUUACAUGCACUGCCAAUAAUUGUUUAAUGCAAAAGUAACCAUUAUUUUUUUUUUAACUUCAGAGUUAGCGCUGAACUACUUUAAAAGUAACUAGUUGUUUUUGGACCAGUUGCGAAAUUUUGAGAGAAUACUAAAAUUUCAUUUUUAAAUAAAUUAUAUGAUGAAUAUAUAACAAAAUUACAUAAACUACACUAGUUACUUUUGGACCAGUUGCAAAAUUUUGAGAAAGUACUACAAUUUCAAUUGUAAAUAAAUUAUGAGAUGAAUAUAUUACAAAACUACGAAAAUGACAGUAGUUACUUUUGGACCAGUUUAUUUUUUUUUUACAAAAGUUACAAAUAAUUUUGAAAUUUCUGAAGAAUCAUGCCAUUUAAUUUCGGAAAUCAAACAUUUUGCCAAUUUUUGCUAACUGUAAUUAUUUUUAGCAACUGUAAAUAUUUAAAAAUUUAGGUUAAAUUUUAUUAUAAAAAUUAUCAUUCAAUUAGUUAAAAUGCAAUUAACAUGUACUUAUUGUGCAUGAUUGUAAAUAAUAUGCCAAGCUUUUAAUGUAAUUUUUACGAUAUCAGACAUGCCGUAAUAUUUUAUAAAUGAAGUAAAAGGAACUGGUUGGUUUUGGACUAUAUACAGAACUAGUAUUCAUUGAAAAAAAUUAUUCGAAUUUGCUAAAUAUGUAAAAAUAUAUAUUAAGUGGAUAUGUGUUUACUAGUUACUUUAAAACUAGUUUGCGAGCUAGUUUUUUAUCCGCUGAUACAUUUUUUUUACUAUUUUUUUUAUAUAAAACAGGAAUUAUUUCACAUGUUUUUUUUAAUUAAUAAAUAUUUUAAAAUUUAUUUCAAUAUAAACAAAACUUUCAUUAUUUACAUUUAAACUAUAUACAUAUUGUAUGUAUGUAGUUGUGGUGUAGUUCAUUUACUGCUAGUUGGUAUUUUCAAGCGUUGAAUACUUGCUAAUAUAAAACGCCGUUCAAUUUAAAAAAUUUAUAAAUUAUUGCAACUUUAAUUUAAAACAAAAAAUCAGUAAAAAGCAACUAGUUAUUUUUAGACCAGUUAUGUUACUAGUUGCUUUUUUAUUUUUUGGCAGUGUAUAUAAUUUUAAAAAUUUACAAAUAUAAACUGUUACAACAAUAAUUCAAAUUUUAAAAUAUUCGACUAGUUAUUUUUGGACCAGUUCUGUUACUAGUUACUUUUUAUUUAUUUCUUAUAUUUUUUUGCAGUGCGUGUAAUUCCGAACUAACAAGAAGGCAGGUUUGCUUUUUAAACUCAAAAUUUUUGUAAGAACCAGCGAGCAACUACAUGAAAUGCAUACAUAAAGUUUCCAUGUAUGUAUGUAAAUUACAUAUUUGAGUUGCUAUAAAUUUUACUGCAGAUUAGAUGAAGAGAUAAACAAUGUUAUUGUAUUAACUACAGCUAAAUUAUUAAUGUUAAAUGUACGAGUACUUAAAUAGUUUAUAAAUGAAUUAACACUUAAACGCUGAGCAGCUAAAACAGAAUUACUCAAAGUAAUCGGCGAAACAGAACAUAUACUUACUUAAUUAUAUAAAAGAAAUAUAUAAUUAUAUAAAAAAGUAUAUAAUUAUGUAAAGAAUAUAUAUAAAUAUAUAUAAUUUCAUUAAAAAUAAAAAAAAAAUUUAUGAAAAAAUUAAUGAACAAAUGCAAGAAAAAAAAUUUAAAAAAAAAAUUAAAAAAGCUGGGCAGCACGCCAAGUGAUAACCGAGACAGCAUAGUAAUGUGUAGAAAAAUAGUAUAGCGAAAGAAAUACAUAUGUAAAAGACGUUAGAUUAUGUAUUACAAAUAUGUACAUCUAAAAUAUCAACUAUCAAUUACAAGGCAGAAAUUAAUGAAAUUAAAAAAAAUAAAUAUAUUACUUAAUAAAAG
This is a messenger RNA of Bactrocera dorsalis (oriental fruit fly), 5996 nucleotides long. It is a transcript of the gene numb, whose product is annotated as protein numb. Lineage: Eukaryota; Metazoa; Arthropoda; Insecta; Diptera; Tephritidae. The coding region runs from base 2064 to 3899 and encodes 611 amino acids. The record is from RefSeq and is a predicted model, not a curated record. The transcript is spliced from 4 exons.